AUGGUCGGCAUCAAGAACACUGCUAUCGGUCUCGCCGCUGCUGUCGGCAUGAUGCAGAUGGCUCCCGCCCCCAUCGCCAUUCCCAUUGAGAUUGGUGCCGCCAUCGCCGGCGGUGUCACGGCCGGUGCCAUUGGUGGCGGAGCCACGCUCUGCAGCCGCUACUGCCCGGGCCCCAAGGCCGUCCGCGGCGCCAAGUUUGGCAACGUGAUGGCCCGCGACCUGCCCCCGGGCGUCUCGCAGCACUCCAUCGACCAGUGCAAGGACCAGAUCAAGGACCAGUUCACCAAGAACCACAAGUCGGUCGAGAUUUCCGACGUUGACGAGAAGACCAUCAACGUCGCCAACGUGCCCCCGGCUUGCAUGGACCUCGCCACCGUCCUCACUGGCGACCCUGCCCAGAAUGGUGGUCCCCGCCCCAUCCCCAUGGGCUCGGACUCUCUUCACUAUACCAACAUCUCGGCUGAUGACCGCAAGCAGCUCGCCAAGGCUCUCAAGGCUUAA
Molecule: messenger RNA, 501 nt
Organism: Akanthomyces muscarius
Lineage: Eukaryota; Fungi; Ascomycota; Sordariomycetes; Hypocreales; Cordycipitaceae
Exons: 2
Coding region: 1-501 (166 amino acids)
Source: RefSeq, a predicted model, not a curated record